AUGGGCGGUUCAGAUCUCUCAGGACAAAUUCCUGAGCGAUGUGAUCCAGAUUGGGUCCCAGGACCAGAGACUAUUACGAGCCUGGAAUCGUCAAAAAUUUUACGUUUGUUAACCCCUUUAAGAGGUGCUGGGGGGCUUGGGUGUGAAAUAUUGAAAAAUCUUGCACUAUCUGGCUUUAAAGAUAUCCACGUGAUAGAUAUGGAUACCAUUGAUAUCUCGAACCUUAACCGUCAAUUCUUGUUUCGCCAGGCUGAUGUCGGUAAACCCAAAGCCGAGGUCGCUGCAGCAUUUGUUGAGAAGCGUGUGAAGGGUGUUAAAAUUACACCCUUUGUAGGGAAGAUUCAGGAUAAAGAUGAGGAAUUCUACAUGCAGUUCAAAAUCAUUGUUUGCGGUUUGGACAGCAUUGAAGCUCGUCGGUGGAUUAAUUCUCUGGUUGUGGGGAUGGUUGAUCUAGAAAACCUGGAGAGUCUGAAACCGCUUAUAGAUGGUGGUACUGAGGGGUUUAAGGGGCAAGCUAGGGUCAUUUUGCCGACAUUAAGUUCCUGCAUUGAGUGUCAACUUGAUAUGCAUGCUCCUCGUGCUGCUGUUCCAUUAUGUACAAUUGCAACUAUUCCGCGACAACCCCAACAUUGCAUAGAGUGGGCGCAUCAGAUUGCAUGGGGUGAGCGGAGGAAAAGUGAAGAGUUUGAUGGUGACAAUAUGGAACAUGUUACAUGGAUCUAUCAGACGGCACUCGAGCGAGCAAAACAAUUCUCAAUCCCCGGAGUUACCUUUUCAAUGUCUCAAGGAGUGGUAAAAAACAUCAUUCCUGCGAUAGCUUCCACAAAUGCUGUUAUUUCUGCAGCCUGCACUUCUGAGGCACUCAAGAUAGCGACGUCUUGCAAUCCCUACCUCGAAAACUAUAUGAUGUAUGCUGGAGAGGAAGGUGUUUAUACAUACACCUUCGCGGUGGAGCAAAAAGAGGACUGCCCCGUUUGCGGAAAUCUCGCCAAAACCAUAGAAGUGAAUCCAGAAUCGACAUUGGAGCAGUUCAUUGAGUCUCUUGGAGAAAGGGCCGAAGCACAACUGAAAAACCCAAGCCUGAGGACAAAACAAACGACUCUAUAUCAACGAUUCCCACCACAACUAGAAGAACAAACCAGGCAUAACCUCGAGAGAAAACUUAAGGAUCUACUUGAAAGUGGUGAGGAGGUUGCAGUGAGCGAUCCAGCUUUCACUAUCGACUUCCGAUUUAAAUUAGUUUUUCGAUAA
Microsporum canis CBS 113480 is the source of this 1251-nucleotide messenger RNA. RefSeq names its product NEDD8-activating enzyme E1 catalytic subunit. Gene Ontology annotation, biological process: protein neddylation. The record is from RefSeq and is a predicted model, not a curated record. Gene Ontology annotation, cellular component: cytoplasm; nucleus. The coding region runs from base 1 to 1251 and encodes 416 amino acids. The transcript has 5 exons. NCBI's taxonomy places the organism in Eukaryota, Fungi, Ascomycota, Eurotiomycetes, Onygenales, Arthrodermataceae. Gene Ontology annotation, molecular function: NEDD8 activating enzyme activity.